Macrosteles quadrilineatus (aster leafhopper) is the source of this 1618-nucleotide messenger RNA. Its product is annotated as evolutionarily conserved signaling intermediate in Toll pathway, mitochondrial-like. NCBI's taxonomy places the organism in Eukaryota, Metazoa, Arthropoda, Insecta, Hemiptera, Cicadellidae. The transcript is spliced from 5 exons. The coding region runs from base 364 to 1587 and encodes 407 amino acids. The record is from RefSeq and is a predicted model, not a curated record. Gene Ontology annotation, cellular component: mitochondrion.
AAAGAAAAGAAGAAAGAAUUAACAUGGAGUGGAUGGAUAUUUCGGAAUCGGAAGAAUGAGAGAAAAUUAAUCAUAAUUGGAAUAUUUGCAAACUUGUACUAAGUUUACUCUUUGAGUUUAUAGACAUUUAAAUUCAUGAAAGUACUAAACUAAACAGUUUUAUUAGUUAUGGUUAGGUAGCCUAUUUGUUAUUGUGACUGUCAGAUGGUGAUGUGCAGUUCGCGAUUUUUAGGUUAUGUAGGUUUGUUUUGAAGAAGUCAAAACAUAAAAAUGAAUUUGAUUUCGCAAUUAAUUUUUACUUAUCUAAAAGCGAUUUUUUUGUAAUUUUCAUGUUUACAUAAACUGUAUUUUGUAUUUUUUAAUAUGACAAGAUUGUUCAGAAGUGGAUUACGAUUCAUAGGCCUAGACAUGGUAAGGUUAUGUCCUCAACACAAACAACCUAGUUAUUUAAUUCAUUUUCCAUAUUUUAUUUUACCACCAGUAACAAAUUGUGAAUCCCCUUGGUAUAAUAAAAGGACCUAUGCAUCAGAUAAUACCAGAUUCACACCAGAAAACCAGUUAGCAACACUUGAUACCUUUGCGGAAGUUGACAAGAAAAACAAAGAAAGUUAUCUAGAUUUGUUACAUUUUUACAAAGCAAAAGAGAAACGGAGGAGAGGUCAUGUAGAAUUUAUCUAUGCGGCCUUAAAACACAUGAAAGAAUUUGGAGUGCAUAAAGAUUUAGAAGCUUACAAAGCUUUAAUGGAAGUGAUGCCUAAAGGUAAAUUCGUCGCUCAAACUUUUUGGCAGUCAGAGUAUCAGCACUACCCAAAACAACAGCAAUGUAUUAUUGAUUUGCUCACAGAAAUGGAAGAAAAUGGUGUUAUCCCGGAUGAAGAGAUGGAGGAUUUGUUGAUCAACAUUUUCGGUCGGAGGUCGUAUGCCAUCCGUAAGUUUUGGCGUAUGAUGUACUGGAUGCCCAAGUUCAAGAAUCUGUCGCCGUGGGCUCUCCCAGACGAUCUCCCAGACAACAGUCUGGAACUGGCUAAGCUUGCUAUUGCACGAAUAACCAGCGUGGAUCCGGGCACUAAAAUAACUGUGUAUGAGACCAAGCAAGUGAAGGAUGCUAUAGACGACACGUGGAUUGUGAGCGGAGUCAGUCCACUACAGCAAGAGUUGUUUGAGCAGCAUGACUCUACUCGGCCACUCUUCGUGGAAGGCUCGUUCCGUGUGUGGCUGCGGAACUCGAGUGUUAGCUACUUCAUCCUGCGUGCCGACCCAGCUCCUGACAAAGGACCUGAGCCAGAUGUUGAUGAUAUAAGACACAUUGCGAUGCCGUUAUUUAGUGAAGCAACAGAAAGAGUCGUAGCAAAAUCUGAGGUGGUGCACCAGCAAGAGGAAGGCACCAUUUUAGCAGUGUGUGCGACAGGUAGUUCUAGCAGAGACUCUUUACUCAGCUGGAUACGACUACUGCAAAAAGAUAACCCAAGGCUUGGGGAGAUCCCUGUGCUGUUCACUCUCAAGAGUCCUGUCGGACCAACAGAACCUAUUAAAGAGAUUGAGGGUGAAGAACUAUUGCCUGUAGUCAACAUAGACACUAAUAAAUAAUUUGUAAAUAGAAAAUAAAUAGUCGCUAUUA